CAACAUCGAUCAUGUCACCAAUGUUUACAUCGGUCUCUCUUUCGAGCCAUUCUUGCCCAAUUCAACGGCCAUUGCAGCUCGACAGGAACAUUUCCUCCUGGGACUUGAGCCCCACGUAAACGUCAUACUGGUUUCCCAUAGAAAUUGGCCCAUAAAACGUUCCCUUCCUCCAAUUCUAGACGUCCCGAUCCUCCAUCAACACCAACAAAACAAACAACAACCCACCUAUACAUCCCACCACCUCUCCGCCGCCAUGAAGAUCGCCAUCACCGGAGCCCGCGGCACCGUGGGCAAGGAAGUCGUCCGCCUCUGCGCCAACCAAGGCCACGCCACCGUACAAAUCAACCGCACCCACCAAGACCCCGACACCUCCACGCCCAACACCGAGAUGCGCACCGCCGACGCCGCCAACGACUACGACGCCAUUCUCAAAGCCUUCAAGGGCUGCGACGCCGUCAUCCACCUGGCCGCCAUCCCCGACCCCGUCGACAAGGACGACCACCUGGUGCACAGCAACAACGUGUGCGCGGCCUUCAACGGGAUGCGCGCCGCCGCGGAGCUGGGCAUCAAGAAGUUCUGCUACGCUUCCUCGGUCAACGCCAUCGGACUGGUUUACUCGAACCAGCCGUUGAGCUUUGAUUACUUCCCCAUUGACGAGGAGAUUAAUCAGGAUCCGACGGACGCGUACGCCCUGGCUAAGCAGGAGGCGGAGACGCAGGCGAGGUCCAUGGCGAGGUGGUUCCCGGGCAUGAAGAUUGCGUGCUUGAGGAUUCAUCAGGUGGCGCCCAAGAAGGAUGUGGAGAAGGAUUAUCGGGAGAGCAACGAGAAGGCUGUCAAGCAGCUUUGGGGGUGGGUGCAUCCGCAGGCGACGGCCAGGGCGUGUUUGGCGGCUGUGGAGAACUCGGAUGAGUUUGAGGGGGCGGAGGUGUUUAAUGUGGUUAGUCCCGAGAGGUGUGUGGUGGGUGAGGAUGCCAAGUUGAGUAAUGAGGAGCUGGUCAAGAAGUAUUGGCCGGGUACCAAGAUUAAGGGGGAUAUGUCGGGGAACAAGGGGUUCUGGAAUGUGGAAAAGAUUGAGCGGGUGUUGGGGUGGAAGCAUGAGGAGAAGGAGUGACUGCACUCGGGGAGCAAAUUGUGAUGGUUGCUUGAUGGCUAGCAUGCGUUUAUGAAUAAUG
Molecule: messenger RNA, 1172 nt
Organism: Neurospora tetraspora
Lineage: Eukaryota; Fungi; Ascomycota; Sordariomycetes; Sordariales; Sordariaceae
Exons: 1
Coding region: 254-1111 (285 amino acids)
Source: RefSeq, a predicted model, not a curated record